UUAAUUGAUGAACUGCAAGUAAAUAACCUGACAGUACCCCACUGACGUGUAUUUUUUGGAAAUGGAGCCAAAAAUUGGCAAUCUUACUCUUGGCUUCCAGCGAAGCUCAACAUCUGAUGACGACUCUGGAUGUGCUUUAGAAGAAUAUGCCUGGGUCCCUCCAGGUCUUCGACCAGAACAGGUACAGCUAUACUUUGCUUGUCUGUCGGAGGAAAAGGUCCCUUAUGUUAACAGCCCUGGAGAGAAACACCGAAUUAAGCAACUUCUCUAUCAACUACCACCCCAUGAUAAUGAGGUGAGAUACUGCCAAUCUUUAAGUGAAGAAGAGAAGAAGGAACUUCAGAUAUUUAGUUCACAACGAAAGAAGGAGGCACUGGGACGAGGCACAGUCAAAUUACUCCCUAGAGCAGUUAUGCAUACACUUUGUGAACAGUGUGGUACAAAGAUAAAUGGAGGUGAAGUUGCAGUAUUUGCUUCAAGAGCUGGGCCUGGAGUGUGCUGGCAUCCAUCCUGUUUUGUGUGCUUUACAUGCAAUGAACUUCUUGUUGAUUUAAUCUAUUUCUAUCAAGAUGGAAAAAUUCAUUGUGGAAGACACCAUGCUGAACUACUCAAGCCACGGUGUUCAGCAUGUGAUGAGAUUAUUUUUGCUGAUGAAUGCACAGAAGCAGAAGGUCGCCAUUGGCACAUGAAACACUUUUGUUGCCUUGAGUGUGAAACCAUCCUUGGAGGACAGAGGUACAUUAUGAAGGAUGGUCGCCCGUUCUGCUGUGGCUGUUUCGAGUCCCUUUAUGCAGAAUAUUGUGAGACUUGUGGGGAACACAUAGGGGUAGAUCAUGCUCAGAUGACUUACGAUGGACAACACUGGCAUGCUACAGAAACGUGCUUUUCUUGUGCUCAUUGCAAAGUUUCCCUACUUGGCUGUCCUUUCCUUCCCAAGCAGGGGCAGAUUUACUGUUCCAAAUCAUGCAGUCUGGGAGAGGAUGUUCAUGCUUCUGACUCAUCAGACUCUGCUUUUCAGUCUGCCCGCUCAAGAGACUCCAGAAGGAGCGUUCGUAUGGGGAAAAGCAGCCGGUCAGCUGAUCAAUGUAGGCAGUCUCUCCUCCUGUCCCCAGCACUGAACUACAAAUUCCCUGGCCUUUCAAGCACUGCUGAUGAUACACUUUCACGAAAACUGGAUGACUUAAGCCUUUCAAGGCAAGGGGUAAGCUUUGUGGAUGAAGACCUCUGGAAAGAAAGGGGAGAUGAAAUGCCCGAUGACCCAGAAGAGUGGGCUGAACAUGAAGACUACAUGACUCAACUGCUCCUAAAGUUUGGUGAUAAAGGCCUCUUUCAGCAGCCAGUGGAAGUUGAUGUUAGAUCAAAUGAGCAGUGGAUUUGUGAGAGCAUGGUUAAAGGGAGAUCUGAGUUGAAGAAAAACAGUCAGAGCCUAGCAAGUAAGAAAUACCAAUCAGAUAUGUAUUGGACACAAUCUCAAGAUGGCCUAGGGGAUUCUGCAUAUGGUAGCCACCCGGGACCCGGCAGCAGCAGGAAAAUCCAAGAGUUGGACAUGGAACAUGGCACAACUAGAUACAAACAUGACCAAAAGAAAUGGUAUGAUGAUUCAUUGGAGUGUUUGUCAAACCUGAAACAACAAGAGCAGUGUGUUCGGGACUCGAUGGAUUCCCUUGCUUUAUCUAAUAUCACAGGUGCUUCUGUUGAUGGAGAAGUCAAACCAAGACCUUUGUAUUCCUUACCAACCUAUCAAGAAGUUGAGGAUUGUGAGAAAAUGAGCAACAUGGGAACUUUGAAUUCCUCAAUGCUUCAUAGGAGCACAGAGUCUUUAAAAAGUUUGAGCUCUGAAUUAUGUCAAGUUGAGACACUGCCAGAAGAAAAGCCAAUGCACAUGCCAGUACUAAGAAGAUCCAAAUCUCAGACUAGACCUCAGCAAGUUAAGUUUUCUGAUGAUGUUAUUGAUAAUGGAAAUUAUGAGAGUCUUGACAUUCGUCAGCCUCCCAUGAGCGAAAGGACUCGCAGACGUGUUUACCAGUUUGAAGAUCAUGGGAAGAGACACCAACAUCGCCGCAGGAGAAGUAGAAAGUCUCGAUCUGACAAUGCACUUCACUUGGUUGCAGAAAGAAAACCUUCCCCAAAGGAGAGACUUAAUUUUUAUUCUCCUCAGGAUUAUGACAAGUUUAUUCAGAAUAAAAGCCCUCACGCCAUUCGGGCAUACACUCCAAACUCAUAUAGCCAGUAUACUCAUACGGCCUCUGACUAUGCAGUGGAGAACCAGAGAGACCAGUUUUUCAGAUUCUUUGAGGAGGAAGACUCUUGGUGUUCAUCUUCAUCAUCAUCUGAUUCUGAGGAGGAAGGAUACUUCUUAGGACAGCCCAUUCCACAGCCCAGAUCAGUGAGAUAUCCCUACUAUACAGAUGUCCUUUCUAGUCCAAGUGCUGAACUGCCCGGUUCUCAGUUUGGACAGAGGACAACAAAAUCUAAAAAGAGAAAAGCACACAAAGGCAAAAACUGUAUAAUUUCUUAAGUUUUACUAAUAAGUAUGAACUCUGUGCCUACACUGUUUUUCAGAUCUUAUGUAGAAAAAUGGUUUAAAUAAAGCCUAUAGCAUGGGCAAUUUUUGUCCAUGUCUUCUGUCACGGACCUGCAGUUAAUAAUCAACAGAUUUAGGAGUGGAGGAAGAGCAAAUUGAAAAUAGGUUUAAUACAGUUGAUGUGGCUUUUAAGAGGCCAUGUCAGCAAUUGAAGAUAUUCCAGGUAUGAGCAAUUGCCAUAGUCUCUCACAAUUAGCUGCGAUGCCUAGGGCUGAUGGGAGUUGCAGUCCCAACAGCUUCUGGUGGGCCACAAAUUCCCCACCCUGCUGUAGCCAAAUUAUUAUUUUAAUUGCUUGGGUUUGUGCACUUUCUCUUCUGUGGAAUGGGGAGAAGGACUUCAGCAGCCUUUCCUUUCACUUUAUCUGAAUUUCUGCCUGUGUAUGAGCCAGGGGUAGUAUCGUAACUGACCAACGUUUGUUAUAAACAAGCAAAGUUGAUACCCUUGGUUUGAAGUUGGCUUAUUUUGAAUUAACCAGAGUUUUUAAUCCCUGGUUCACACAGAAGCCAACUUCAAACUUUGGGUUAUGAAGCUGGCUUGUUUAUAACAAAAUUCAGUGAGUUAAAACGCUAUCCCUGGUUCACACAAGGCAAGUCAAAGGUCAGGGAAAGUGAAAGUAAACACUCCCACAGCCAUCCUCCCAUUCAUAUGGGUGCCAGGGAGUGCACAAGGUUUGGAAUGGCUCCCUUCUGCUUGUGUAUGUUGUACUAAACCAGUAGGGGCAACCUGGUG
This is a messenger RNA of Elgaria multicarinata webbii, 3314 nucleotides long. RefSeq names its product prickle planar cell polarity protein 1 (gene PRICKLE1). The record is from RefSeq and is a predicted model, not a curated record. The transcript has 7 exons. Gene Ontology annotation, molecular function: zinc ion binding. Lineage: Eukaryota; Metazoa; Chordata; Lepidosauria; Squamata; Anguidae. The coding region runs from base 62 to 2518 and encodes 818 amino acids.